AUGGGCAAGCCAAACUUCGAGCUCAUUCGGCACGAUGUGGUGGAGAGAGUCCUUCUGGAAGUGGACCAAAUCUACCACCUUGCCUGCCCCGCGUCUCCAAUCCACUACAAGUACAAUCCAAUCAAAACCUCCAAAACGAGCUUCUUGGGCACCAUGAACAUGCUUGGUCUGGCCAAGCGUUGUCGUGCGAGGUUCCUUAUCUCGAGCACAAGCGAAGUAUAUGGCGACCCACUUCAGCACCCUCAAGAGGAAACGUACUGGGGAAAUGUCAAUCCCGUCGGUGAACGCAGCUGCUACGACGAAGGGAAGAGGGUAGCAGAAACACUGACCAUGGACUACCACAGAGAGCACGGACUCGAGGUUCGGAUUGUUCGAAUCUUCAACACAUACGGUCCACGGAUGGCUCUGGACGACGGCAGGGUCGUCAGCAACUUUGUCGCCCAAGCCCUGAAGAAUGAGCCGCUCACGGUGUAUGGAGACGGCACGCAGACGAGGUCCUUUCAAUUCGUCACGGAUCUCGUGAAGGGCAUGGUGGCUGUGAUGGACGGGGCACAUGUGGGGCCCUUCAACAUUGGAAAUCCUGGCGAGUUCACCAUGCUGGAAUUGGCCAACCUUGUGAAGGAAGUCGUCAACCCAAAGGCGACUAUUGAGUUUCGCGAAAACACUUCCGACGACCCUUCAAGGAGGCGCCCAAACAUCACGAAAGCGAAGGAGAUUCUGGGAUGGGAGCCCAAGGUCGCCCUCAGGGACGGGCUGGCAAUGAUGGUCCAAGACUUCAAAAAGAGGCUUGGAUUGGGCGCAUAG
Messenger RNA from Ostreobium quekettii, 804 nucleotides. The record is from the annotation of a GenBank genome assembly. Lineage: Eukaryota; Viridiplantae; Chlorophyta; Ulvophyceae; Bryopsidales; Ostreobiaceae.